Thrips palmi is the source of this 1227-nucleotide messenger RNA. RefSeq names its product farnesyl pyrophosphate synthase-like. The record is from RefSeq and is a predicted model, not a curated record. Lineage: Eukaryota; Metazoa; Arthropoda; Insecta; Thysanoptera; Thripidae. Gene Ontology annotation, biological process: trans, trans-farnesyl diphosphate biosynthetic process. The transcript has 8 exons. Gene Ontology annotation, cellular component: cytoplasm. Gene Ontology annotation, molecular function: dimethylallyltranstransferase activity; (2E,6E)-farnesyl diphosphate synthase activity. Bases 155 to 1192 code for a protein of 345 amino acids.
UACAACGAAAACGACUCCGGAAGGCACCACCGAGGUCAUUCCGAGGGGGAAACGACUUCGGUUAUCCGAUGUACAGCAAAUUGGUUAUCCGCUAUCCGGAUAACCAGAAAUUUCGAAGUAAUCCGGGGAAAUUCUGAGGCUAGUUCCCAACGCAAUGAGAAGGGAACAAAUCCAAGCGGUGCGAGACAUGAACGCCUACUUCCCCAAAGUGGUGGAGCAGCUGAAAGGGAUGGGGGACGCGUGCAACCUGAUCGGCGAGUCGGACUGGUUGGAGAAGCUACUGUACUACACCGUGCCCGGCGGCAAGAUGGUUCGCGCCGUCACCGUCUACGAAGGCAUCAUGGUUCUGGGCGGCAGGGACACCCCAGGCCUCAAGGAGAAGGCCAUGAACAUUGCCUGGAGCAUGGAGAUGGUGCAAGCGUCUAUGCUGAUCGCGGACGACAUAUCGGACGAGUCCUUCAAGAGGCGAGGCAGGGACAGCUGGCACGUGAUCGCCGGCAAGGACGCCGUGUUCGACGCCAUCCUCGUGUCGACCUGCGCGUACGCCCUGCUGGGCAUGCACUGCGACGGAGAGGCAUUCCACCGCUCGCUCAGGAACUACAACGAAAUCUUGUUCCAGAUCUGCAUGGGGCAGAAUCAAGAUAACCACUGCACAGACCCGCUACAGGGCAAGGCUAAGUUCGACGAGUUCAACAUGGACAGGUACACCAGGGUCUGUGAACACAAGAGCGGGGGCUACACUUUUUUCCUGCCCAUGAGCACGGCCUUGAAUGUGUGUGGCAUUUUUGACGAGGCUGCGCACGACGCUGCGCGGGAUAUUAGCUCGGACCUCGGUUUGCUGUACCAAGUUCAGGACGACUAUUUGGAUACUUACGGUAUUAUCAGGAAGAUGGGAAAGGGGAGAACCGAUAUUAAAAACGGGAAAUGCACGUGGAUUAUUGUCGAAGCGAUUAACCGAGCGAACGACGAGCAGCGGCAGAGGCUGAAGGAAAACUACGGCUACGAUGAUCCGAAGAAGGUGGACAAAGUAUUAGAGGUGUUCACUGAACUGAAAAUGAAGGAAGUCUUCCUCCAAUGGGAAAAGUCAAUGAUGGACAAGAUUGAGGGUAAAAUCCGCAAAUAUUCGGAUUUGGUCAAUCCAGAAGUUUUCACACAAUCCCUAGAAUCUAUUAAGUACCACAUUAACAGAUGAAAAUAAAAGUAUAAACAAUACCAAAUAUUAAAUAA